Messenger RNA from Pogona vitticeps (central bearded dragon), 6233 nucleotides. The record is from RefSeq and is a predicted model, not a curated record. Lineage: Eukaryota; Metazoa; Chordata; Lepidosauria; Squamata; Agamidae.
GUUAAGGAUAUGAUGUGUUCACUAAAUUGACAUCCAUACACUCUAUUACAGUAAAUGACUUCCAGAUGUUCCAGCCAGAGGUUUAUCCUGAUGGGAGACAUUCUUUGGCAUUCAUCCAUUUGGCAAGAAAGAGCAUGUGAGAUCAGGCCUUCAACGCAUUUGCAACUAAAAUAUAAAUUAUUAAUUCACCAAAAAUAGAGGCUUAGAAUGCUGCGUUGGCAGAUGACUGUGUAUAAAGUCUCCAAGGGCCAAGGCUCCUUGUUUCUUCACUAGCUCAGUAUCUCAAGUUCUACUUUGUUGGUGACUGAAGGCAAUCGUAAUUAUGGCUUCAGAUGCUGAAAUGUCUGUAUUUGGAGUGGCAGCUCCCUUUCUCCGGAAACCGGAGAAGGAGAGAAUUGAGGCCCAGAAUCGUCCAUUUGAUGCUAAAGCGGCCUGCUUUGUGGUGGAUGACAAAGAAAUGUAUAUUAAAGGCAUGAUCCAGACUAGAGAGCCUGGCAAAAUCACAGUCAAAGUUUCAGAUGACCGUACUGUGACAGUUAAGGAAGACGAAGUAUUUCCCAUGAAUCCUCCCAAAUUUGAUAAAAUUGAAGACAUGGCCAUGAUGACCCAUCUCCAUGAACCUGCUGUCUUGUAUAACCUCAAAGAGCGUUAUGCAUCUUGGAUGAUCUAUACGUACUCAGGUCUCUUCUGUGUUACUGUCAACCCUUACAAGUGGCUGCCAGUAUAUAACCCAGAAGUAGUGUCUGGGUACAGGGGCAAGAAACGCCAGGAGGCCCCUCCUCAUAUCUUCUCUAUCUCUGACAAUGCGUAUCAGUUUAUGUUAACUGACCGUGAAAAUCAGUCAGUCCUGAUCACUGGAGAAUCUGGUGCAGGAAAGACUGUGAACACCAAGCGUGUCAUCCAGUAUUUUGCAACAAUUGCAGUUGCUGGGGAAAAGAAGAAGGAAACACAGCCUGGCAAAAUGGAGGGAACCCUGGAAGAUCAAAUUAUCCAGGCCAAUCCCCUUCUGGAAGCCUUUGGCAAUGCCAAGACUGUGAGAAAUGACAACUCCUCACGUUUUGGUAAAUUUAUCAGAAUUCAUUUUGGGACCACAGGAAAACUGGCUUCAGCAGAUAUUGAAACUUAUCUUCUGGAAAAAUCCAGAGUAACGUUUCAACUUUCAGCUGAAAGGAGCUAUCAUAUAUUUUACCAGAUAAUGUCAAAUAAGAAGCCAGAGUUAAUAGACUUGCUGCUUAUUUCUACCAAUCCCUAUGAUUUCCCGUUUGUGAGUCAGGGAGAGCUCACAGUGGCCAGUAUAGAUGAUUCAGAGGAGCUACUAGCAACUGAUAGUGCAAUUGACAUCUUAGGUUUCACCGCAGAGGAAAAGGUGGGAAUUUACAAGCUGACGGGGGCUGUCAUGCAUUAUGGGAACUUGAAAUUCAAGCAGAAGCAGCGGGAGGAGCAGGCGGAGCCAGACGGCACGGAAGUGGCUGACAAAGCAGCCUAUCUGAUGGGCCUGAACGCUGCAGAUUUGUUGAAAGGCUUGUGUUAUCCCAGGGUGAAAGUUGGAAAUGAAUAUGUGACGAAGGGACAAAAUGUUCAGCAGGUCUAUAAUUCUGUGGGUGCACUUGCAAAAUCUGUCUAUGAAAAGAUGUUCCUCUGGAUGGUAACACGCAUCAACCAGCAGCUGGAUACCAGGCAGCCUAGACAGCAUUUCAUAGGAGUGCUAGAUAUUGCUGGCUUUGAGAUCUUUGAUUACAACAGCUUAGAGCAGCUGUGCAUCAACUUCACUAAUGAAAAACUGCAACAGUUUUUUAAUCAUCAUAUGUUUGUGCUGGAGCAAGAGGAGUACAAGAAAGAAGGCAUUGAUUGGGAGUUCAUCGAUUUUGGAAUGGAUCUGGCCGCCUGCAUUGAACUUAUUGAGAAGCCCAUGGGCAUUUUCUCCAUCCUGGAAGAAGAGUGCAUGUUCCCCAAAGCAACAGACCAAUCUUUCAAGAACAAGCUCUAUGAUCAACAUCUUGGCAAGAGCAACAACUUUCAGAAACCCAAGCCUGUCAAAGGCAAGGCUGAGGCUCACUUGUCCCUGGUGCAUUAUGCCGGCACUGUGGACUACAACAUCACUGGCUGGCUGGACAAAAACAAGGACCCACUCAAUGAAAGUGUUGUAGCACUGUACCAAAAAUCAGCAUUGAAACUGCUGUCAUUCCUUUAUUCCAACUAUUCGGGCUCAGAAACAAGUGACAGUGGUGGCACCAAGAAAAGUGGCAAGAAAAAGGGUGGCUCCUUCCAGACAGUGUCUGCUGUGUUCAGAGAGAAUUUAAAUAAACUGAUGACCAAUCUCAGAAGUACUCAUCCUCACUUUGUGCGCUGUUUAAUUCCUAAUGAGACAAAGACACCUGGUGUAAUGGAUCAUCAUCUGGUGAUGCACCAACUACGGUGCAAUGGGGUACUGGAAGGUAUUCGGAUCUGCAGGAAGGGCUUCCCCAGCAGAAUUCUCUAUGCUGACUUUAAACAACGUUAUAAAAUUCUCAAUGCCUCUGCAAUUCCUGAAGGCCAGUUUAUUGACAGCAAGAAGGCUUCUGAGAAACUCCUUGGAUCCAUUGAUGUUGACCAUACUCAAUAUAAAUUUGGUCACACCAAGGUAUUCUUCAAAGCUGGCCUCCUGGGUUUGCUGGAAGAGAUGAGAGAUGAGAAAUUAGUAGCUCUCAUCACCCACACACAAGCCGUCUGUAGAGGAUACCUCAUGAGACUUGAAUUCCAGAAGAUGAAUGCAAGAAGAGAGUCUAUUUACAUAAUUCAAUACAAUGUCCGUUCAUUCAUGAAUGUGAAGCACUGGCCCUGGAUGAAAUUGUAUUUCAAGAUAAAGCCUCUGCUAAAGAGUGCUGAAUCAGAAAAGGAAAUGGCCAACAUGAAGGAGGAGUUUGAGAAAACAAAAGAAAACCUGGUAAAGUCAGAAGCCAAACGGAAAGAACUUGAAGAAAAGAUGGUGACUCUGAUACAGGAAAAGAAUGACCUCCAGCUUCAGGUUCAAUCUGAAUCUGAAAACUUAGCAGAUGCUGAGGAAAGGUGUGAAGGACUCAUCAAAAGCAAGAUUCACCUUGAAGCAAAAAUAAAAGAGUUGACAGAAAGGUUGGAAGAUGAGGAGGAGAUGAAUGCUGAGUUGACAGCAAAGAAGAGGAAACUUGAGGAUGAGUGCUCAGAGCUAAAAAAAGACAUUGAUGACUUAGAACUUACAUUGGCCAAAGUGGAGAAGGAGAAGCAUGCAACCGAGAACAAGGUUAAAAAUCUUACAGAAGAGAUGGCAACUUUAGAUGAAAAUAUUUCCAAGCUUUCCAAAGAAAAGAAGACCCUCCAAGAGGCCCACCAGCAGACCUUAGAUGAUCUCCAAGCUGAGGAAGACAAAGUGAACAGUCUAUCCAAAACAAAGUCUAAACUUGAACAGCAAGUUGAUGAUCUUGAAGGCUCCCUGGAGCAAGAGAAGAAGCUUCGUAUGGAUCUUGAAAGAGCAAAGAGGAAGCUGGAGGGAGAUCUGAAGAUGUCUCAGGAAUCCAUCAUGGAUCUGGAGAAUGACAAGGGACAGAUGGAUGAGAAACUGAAGAAGAAAGAGUUUGAAAUCAGUCAGUUACAAGGAAAAAUAGAGGAUGAACAGGCUCAAAGCUCUCAGCUACAGAAAAAGAUUAAGGAACUACAGGCUCGUAUGGAAGAACUGGAGGAAGAGAUUGAGGCUGAACGUGCUUCUCGAGCCAAAGCAGAGAAGCAGCGGGCUGACCUCUCCAGGGAACUGGAGGAAAUCAGUGAGCGUCUGGAAGAAGCUGGUGGGGCAACAACGGCUCAGAUUGAGAUGAACAAGAAGCGUGAAGCUGAAUUCCAGAAAAUGCGCCGAGACCUUGAAGAGGCCAGUCUGCAUCAUGAAGCCACAAUGGCUGCCCUCCGGAAGAAGCACGCAGACACUGUAGCUGAACUUGGGGAACAAAUAGAUAACCUUCAGCGAGUGAAACAGAAGCUGGAAAAAGAGAAGAGUGAGCUGAAGAUGGAGAUUGAUGACCUUACUGGCAACAUGGAGUCUGUCUCCAAAACUAAGAGUAAUCUAGAAAAGAUGUGUCGAACCCUUGAAGACCAGUUCAGUGAAACCAAGACGAAAGAUGAGGAGCAUGUGCGCCUGAUCAAUGAAAUGAACACUCAGAAAGCACGGCUGCACACUGAAAAUGGUGAGCUUUCUCGACAGCUAGAAGAAAAAGAAUCUUUGAUUUCUCAGUUAAUAAGAGGUAAACAAGCCUUCACCCAGCAGACGGAGGAACUCAAGCGGCAGCUGGAGGAAGAAAAUAAGGCAAAGAAUGCCCUGGCCCAUGCCUUGCAAUCUGCUCGCCAUGACUGUGACUUGCUCCGGGAGCAGUUUGAAGAGGAGCAGGAAGCCAAGAGCGAGCUCCAACGUGCCAUGUCCAAGGCCAAUAGUGAAGUGGCCCAGUGGAGGAACAAGUACGAGACAGAUGCCAUUCAACGCACAGAAGAGCUGGAAGAGGCUAAGAAGAAAUUGGCUCAGCGUCUUCAAGAAUCAGAAGAGCAGAUUGAGGCAGUAAAUUCUAAAUGUGCUUCACUAGAGAAGACCAAGCAAAGGCUGCAAGGAGAAGUCGAUGACCUCAUGAUUGAUGUGGAGAGGUCCAAUGCAGCCUGUGCAGCCCUGGACAAAAGGCAGAGGAACUUUGAUAAGGUGUUAGCAGAAUGGAAGCAGAAGUAUCAGGAAUGUCAGGCCGAACUGGAGGCUUCCCAGAAGGAGUCACGAUGUCUGAGUACUGAAAUCUUCAAAAUGAAGAAUGCUUAUGAGGAAGUGUUGGACCAGCUCGAAACUCUCAGGCGAGAGAACAAAAAUCUGCAGCAGGAAAUUUCUGACCUAACUGAGCAGAUGGCUGAAACUGGCAAGAGCAACCAUGAGUUAGAGAAGGCAAAGAAACAGAUUGAGCAAGAAAAGUCAGACCUCCAAGCUGCCUUGGAAGAAGCUGAGGGCUCUUUGGAACAUGAGGAAGGGAAAAUCCUACGCAUCCAGCUAGAACUGAAUCAGGUGAAGUCUGAAAUUGAUAGGAAGGUUGCAGAGAAGGAUGAGGAAAUUGAGCAACUGAAGAGGAAUCACCAGAGAAUGAUGGAAACCAUGCAGAGCACACUGGAUGCUGAGAUCAGGAGCAGGAAUGAUGCCCUGCGGCUUAAGAAAAAAAUGGAAGGCGAUCUCAAUGAAAUGGAAAUCCAGCUGAGCCAUGCCAACCGCCAAGGUGCAGAGACACAGAAACACAUGAGGAACAUCCAAGGGCAAUUGAAGGACUCCCAGAUUCACCUGGAUGAUGCUCUGAGAGCCAAUGAUGACUUGAAGGAGCAACUGGCAAUGGUAGAGCGUAGGAACAAUCUAAUGACAACUGAGCUUGAGGAGAUGCGAGCAGCUCUGGAGCAGACUGAGCGCGCUCGCAAAGUAUCCGAACAAGAGUUGGCCGAUGCCAGUGAGCGUGUGCAACUUCUGCAUUCCCAGAACACAAGUCUUCUCAACACAAAGAAGAAGUUGGAGGCGGACCUUACUCAAUUCCAGGGAGAGAUUGAGGAUGCUAUCCAAGAAUCACGGAAUGCUGAAGAGAAAGCCAAAAAGGCAAUUACAGAUGCAGCCAUGAUGGCAGAGGAGCUGAAGAAAGAGCAAGACACCAGUGCCCACCUGGAGAGGAUGAAGAAGAACCUGGAGCAGACCGUGAAAGACCUGCAGCACCGUCUGGAUGAGGCAGAGCAGCUGGCACUAAGAGGUGGCAAGAAGCAACUGCAGAAAUUGGAAGCCAGGGUGCAUGAGUUGGAAAAUGAACUUGAUGCUGAACAGAAACGAGGAGUUGAGGCUAUCAAAGGAGUGAGAAAAUAUGAGCGGAGGCUGAAAGAAAUAACUUACCAGGCUGAAGAAGAUAAGAAAAAUGUUUUCAGACUCCAAGACCUGGUGGACAAGCUGCAGCUGAAAGUGAAAGCGUAUAAGAGACAAGCCGAGGAGGCUGAAGAGCAGGCCAACGCAAACUUGUCCAGGUGCCGGAAAGCUCAGCAUGAGUUGGAGGAAGCUGAAGAGCGAGCCGACAUUGCUGAAUCCCAAGUCAACAAGUUGAGGGCCAAAAGCCGUGACAUCGGGGGAAAGAAAUCUGAAGAAUGAGGUCAGCCUGGCAACACUGAUUCCACACAAUGUGGAGUUCUUCAUCUUGGUUGAUGUAGAUAUAAAUUAUCUGACCUGAAUAAAAAUACAUUUG